GCGAGUGGUUACUCUGUGAAAGUUCAAGGGUCUCAAAUGCAAUUUACUCUAUUUUAAUGUAAGUCCGUUAUCGCUUUUCUUUUCAGCUCUUUCGCAGUCUUCACUUCACUCCCUUCACCUCCGAUGGCGUCAUCUCUCCUGGGCUUCAAUCCCAAUCCUUUCCUCAAACCCAUCCCUGCCAUCUCUCCGAGGCACACUGCCACCGUCACCGGCGCCAUCUCCGCCCCAACCCACCGCUGCUACGUUCAAGUGAGCUGCGGUCCACGGGACGGCCGCGGGCCCCUCGUCAAGGGCCGAACCCUCAGCAUCGAGGCAAUCCAAGCCGUCCAGUCCCUUAAACGAGCUAAGCGGUCUAACUCCGCCGAUGCCUCCUUCAUCGGCAAGACCCUCUCCCGCCUCAUUAAGUCCGACCUCGUCGCGGCCCUGCGGGAGCUCCUGCGGCAGGGGGAGUGCGCCCUCGCGCUCUUUGUACUCGCCGCGCUCCGGUCGGAAUACCCCGGCGGAACCGAGUACCUUUCCCUCUACGCCGACGUGGCCCACGCGCUCGCGAGGAGCGGCGAGGCGGAGGCGAUCGACGAGCUGGUGGCGGAGCUGGAGAGGGAUGGCGGUGCUGUGGACUGCCGGGAUAGAAAAGGACUGGGGAGGCUCUUGACGGCUGUGAUCGGAGCGGAGAGGAGGGAAUCCACGGUGAGGAUAUGCGGGAUGAUGAGGAGGAGCGGGUGGGAGUCCACGUGUACGGUGGACGAGCACGUUGUGAAGGUUUUGAUCCGAGGGCUGAGAAAAUUCGGGGAAGUGGGAUUAGUUGAGGAGAUUGAGAGGGAACUUGGGGGUGUUAUUGGGAAGAAAAUUGAGAAGAUGGAGGCUCACACAUCGUAACAUUUGAGGUUGAUAUAGUCCAUGGAUGCUUUGUGAUUUGUAGCUAUAGCUCGGGUUUUCCUAAUCGAGUCAAAUUUGAAAGUCGUGCCUACCUUUUUUCCCGAAGUGUAAACAUAAUAUAUGAAAGAUUUUCUACUAACUUAAAACGGUUUAAUAUUAUCAAUGAGGCUCAAAUUUAUGUUAUCGUGGAUUUUCAUACCUCCAUAUUCAUAUAUAUAUAUAUUCAUAAUGGUUGGAAUUGAAUAGUGUCCGUUUUUGAAGGGAGUGCCCCUCUAUGACCACUUACAUUAUUGAGAGUUUUUUUUAAUGAAAA
Messenger RNA from Punica granatum (pomegranate), 1189 nucleotides. NCBI's taxonomy places the organism in Eukaryota, Viridiplantae, Streptophyta, Magnoliopsida, Myrtales, Lythraceae. The record is from RefSeq and is a predicted model, not a curated record.